Molecule: messenger RNA, 3216 nt
Organism: Folsomia candida
Lineage: Eukaryota; Metazoa; Arthropoda; Collembola; Entomobryomorpha; Isotomidae
Product: arf-GAP with coiled-coil, ANK repeat and PH domain-containing protein 2
Exons: 15
Coding region: 146-2659 (837 amino acids)
Cellular component (GO): cytoplasm
Molecular function (GO): protein binding; GTPase activator activity
Source: RefSeq, a predicted model, not a curated record
CUCGUCACCCCACUCCCACCCGGAAGAAGGCAACGUUCAACUGCUCAUAAUAAUAUUUGUGACUCAUUUCCGUUUUUUGAAUUGUCAAUAUUUGAUUUGAUCCUAGGUUUUUCAAUCCACUUUACUUAAAACUUUAACAAGAACUAUGAGACCGGUAAUUGAUUUUGGAGAGUGCGUGAGGGACUCGCCCAGGUUUCGUUCAGAAUUAGAAGAUCAACUUCACAAAGUAGAUAAUCUGGAUACAAAACUGGAUAAGCUGCUCAAAACGUCUAAUCACAUGAUCGACGUUGGUAAAACACACCUCAAUUCUCAGCAUACUUUCAUCAACGCCAUGUCGGAUGUGAGCUCUCACUUUCGCCAAGAUCCACCCGUCUACUCUGCUUUUAACAAAUGUUGCAAUGGGCUCAUAGAAUUGGCCAAAUUCCACUCAACCCUAAUCGACCAGGUUCACAGGGCUAUAUGUCGUAACAUGGCAGACUUUCUCAAAAAGGAGGUACGCUCCUGCAAGGACAUGAAGUCAUAUUUGGAAAAGUUGCAACAAGACUACGACACCGCACUCCAGCGAAAUUCGUCGUUGGCGAAAGGGAAAAGUACUGUUGAAUCUGAAGAGACUCUGAACGCAGUCUCAGUGGCUCGAGUCAACUACCGGUCAGCUGCCGUAGACACCGUUUAUACAAUCACACUGCUCCAACAAAGAAAGCGAUUUGAAAUACUCGAUGAUAUAUUGUCUGUGAUGCAAGCCCAGAAAACCUACUUUCAUCAGGGGUCUGAUUUUUUCAAAGAUGCAGACCCGUUUCUAAAAAGCCUCAGCACAGAAUUGUCAAAUAUGCGCUCAACCCUGGGCAGAGAGGCAGAAACGAUGCUGGCAAACCGUGACACUCUUAUUCACGCGACGCCUGAUUAUGUCACGUCCCAAAUGCCUGGAGCAAGGUCGGAUGUGCUCAUGCAAGGUUACCUUUACAAACGUGGGUCGGCAAAAACAUUUAAAUCCUGGAAAAGGCGAUGGUUUGAACUGUUGGACAAAGGUCAACUCGUGUACAGGAAACGAGUGGACGAACUCCCCACAGUCAUGGAGGACGAUUUACGCAUAUGUCUAGUCAGACCAAUGGCAGAAUGUGAUCGCAGAUUUUGCUUUGAACUCAUAUCUCCAAACAAAAUUCACAUUUUGCAAGCAGAUCGUGAAGAAAUUUUCAACGCCUGGGUUCAGGCACUCCAAUCCGCUAUUAGUUUUGCAAUUCACAAAGAGAAGGAUGACAAUCAAUCCCCUCCAUCUUCGCUCAGCGGUGCGGGAGUAAAGGAACAGCCUAAAAUGCCUUCAGAAAAAGCAAGAAUUUUGGAAAGGAUUAUGCAAGUCCGUGGAAAUACUGCAUGCUGUGACUGUGGUGCGACUAGUCCUGAAUGGGCCAGUGUCAAUUUGGGAAUAACACUUUGCAUUGAAUGCUCCGGGAUUCAUCGCAGUCUUGGCGUGCAUCACUCCAAAGUGAAGUCUCUGAUUUUGGACACUUGGGACCAGGGCCUGCUGAAAGUAAUGUGUGAGCUCGGCAAUGACAUUGUCAAUCGAAUCUAUCUCGCCAAAGUGGAUGUGAUGGACGGUCUGGGGCUUGAGAAGGCUUGUCCGGAUUCUCCUCGUGACGUUCGGGAGACAUGGAUUCGAGCAAAAUAUGUGGACCGUGCAUUUGUGGCCCAUCCAAAAAUUAGUAUGGGAUCUGGUUGGAGAGUACGGAAACCGAGAAGGAGGAGAACAAAGGAGAUAAACAGUGGGAGUGAAGAAACUAGUUUAAAACAGAACCGAGAAACCCCCUCGACUUCUGCCCUGAGCAUUCCUGACGUAGCAGUAGAACUACCACCACCAGAUUCUAACAUCAAUCUCAAAGUGAGCGAUGAAACGACGUCCGAGACGGACUCGUUCCAGUCGGUGUAUUCCACCCGAGGAGAGGCGAGUGGUGGGAGUGACCAAGACCAGGAAGCCGUCCUCGUGUUCGGCUCCGACCUUCCUCCCAGUCAUACGGACAUUGUUCGAAGCAUUCGACCUGACGAGGAUGACGUGGCUGGAGGAUCCGGUGAGGAGGAAGAGCAACCAAUCUCCAAUUUGGUGCACCAAGAUUUGGAGGUGCUAGAUGCUAACAUGCUUCUCUUCAAGGCUGCAAGAGUGGGAAAUGUGGGGGUGAUGCUGGAGUCUCUGGCGCUGGGUGCGGACAAAAACUGGGUCAACUACAAUGAGGGAGCCUCCACUCCCCUGCACCAAGCUGUUCUUGGGGGGUCCGUGACUGCUUGCGAGUUUCUAAUUCUCAAUGGUUCUCGAGUGAAUGCUGUCGACUCAUUAAAAAGAACCCCAAUUUGGCUUGCAACGGAAAAAGGUCACACGGGACAAAUAUGUCUAUUUCUCCGUAACCGGGCGGACUACCAACUAUCUGACAGCGAAGGGAAAACUCCACUGGAUAUGGCGAUAAAGAGCGAGCACGCCGACAUUGUGACCCUUCUCCGACUUGCUCAUAUGGACGAAGAAAUGCGGACGGGGGAAACAAGCCAAACCGAUGACACGUUUCAGGAGAUUGUGCGAGACAUUGCACAGAGAGCUCAUCUGGGGCAAGAAUCCUCCAGCACGACACAGAUGGAUUUUGGUUCUCUCGACACAACCACCACCGCCGGCCAAGACUGACCAUCACAUGAAUUUCUCAUUCUUUUGAUUAAGGAUCAUGUUAUAAUUAAAUAGUAGGACACUCGUGAAAUUGAAAUUAUGGUGAUAUUAAACUUCAGCCUUGUAAGCUAAGCUUUUGUUUUAAGAUAGCCUGUAACCUGACUUUAACGACACAAGUAGACAUUAUUAAUACGUAACAUAUAAGUAAGCAAGAAAUUUGCAAAAGUUCCUUGUACCUCGUCGCUUGCCAAAAUCUUUUCUAUCUGCAUAAACUGUGUCCCUUACAAUUUAUAAAGACAAAUCCAACCUUGUAAUCAAGAUAUACGUACUAAAAGUUGUACCGAACGUAUUUCAUUUGUAACGAGAACCAUGUUGUUGAGGGAUUAUUUCAAUUCGGUCGUUUUUUUACAAUUUUAGGGGUUACAUUACAGUCUGUAACUUACGGGAUUGUUGUACUUAAUGACAGCAGUAGAAGGAUUUUCCUAAAACCGAUCAAACUAACCAUGAGUACAUCACUAAUUACGAAUCUUUCCACGUCUAAUAAAUUUCAAUAAAAUGACACAAAAUAUUAUAUGAUA